Daphnia pulicaria is the source of this 2593-nucleotide messenger RNA. RefSeq lists its product as uncharacterized. The record is from RefSeq and is a predicted model, not a curated record. The transcript has 2 exons. Lineage: Eukaryota; Metazoa; Arthropoda; Branchiopoda; Diplostraca; Daphniidae. The coding region runs from base 1810 to 2544 and encodes 244 amino acids.
GUGUUCGUGUACCAAAGUCGAUAGCGACCUUACAGUCUUAUGGAGACACCAGAUGCUUAAAAAUUUGUUAGUGGAGGGUUGAGUUGAAGGUGAUUUUUACAUGAGUUGAAUGGCCGUAUUUUAGUGAACAAGCAGUGUAACAGUACCAACGUGCGGCACAGGUACACAUCAAAGUCUUUAUGCCGUCACCAAAGAACAAGUUAGAAUGCCACAACAGCAUCUGCAGCAUUUUUCAAAUAUUAAAUUUUAUAUUGAUUCGUACUGUAAUUUUAUUUUUGCUAGGAAACGGAGCAAAAAUUUGAUAUCAGAAUGGAUGGAACAUUUGAAAAAAUCACUUAGUGCAAAUUCACAUAAGACAAUAAGCCAUUGAAGGCGAAUUGAUGUUUACUUGUGUUUACUUCUCAGUCGCAUUAUUAUUUAAUGUUACUUCAACGGAAGUAGCAAGAAAUAUACUACUUAUUCAUUCUAGGUCAUAUCCGUAAUAUUACCAAUCAGCAAUAACUAAGGAUAAAACUGUUUAAAGUCGAGUGACUUUUGGGGGGUUUUGCUGAGUUAAUUCGAUGUUUUCUUUUGUGUUAAUCUUUGGUAAAUUUACUUCAAAAAUCUCCAAUCCGAUUUUGUGUAGACUUUGAACACUUUAGUUCUAUUUCGUUUACUCAAACGUUUUACGGCUGACGAGUAAAUGUACAUGCACUCCAAGCUUCUUAACCUAGCUUAAUCGGUACAAUCUUAAAUCUCAAAUCAUUCUUUGAAAACAUGUUUAUGUCAAGUAUAAACACGAUGGAUGUUUUCUCAUCGUCUGAGGCAGUAAGGCGAGUCCGUCGCAUAGUGAACAUGGGACCCACAAUAUGCCAAAUCUUCCUUUUGUUAAGUCCUAUAACAGGAGGUAUAGUACACUAUACCUGGUAGAAUCGCUUCCCCUUUUUUCUCUAUUGUCAACUUUGAAGAGAAUGUCAGCUCCAGUCUCCAGUAUAGGCGUGAAAGAAAAAUGAUCUCAGUAAGGGUCACUUGAGGUCGCCUCAAAGGACUACAGUUCAAUGUCCAUGAAUAUGUGACUUCGAUAUUCAGUUCUAACCAUACAACUCUUCUUCAUGUUUACUGAGAUUGAGAUCAACAGAUUGGUGUUGUAUUUUCUAAGCUGCUGUCUUAUAGUAUAUGCUGUCUCACUUGGCUUGGCUGUUGGCUGACCAAAGGCAUUUGCCUCCGCUUUAUUGGGCCUAUGUGCAAGAAAGAAAUAAUCUGUUCCCGCUCUAGCGUUUGCAAGUAAUGGCGGUUUUUUUUUGUCGAAUGAUAUAAAAUAUAUUUUUUUAUGUGAAUGUGAUGAGAAAUUAUCAUUAGCUAGCUUUAAAUCCCUAGACGAUCUCGUGGUAAAUUCUUUCGACCUUUAAGGACAGUAGCCUAGUCAUGGUCACUUUUCGAGGUCAUCCCAUCUUUUCAAUAUUUAUUGACCUUGUCAAUGAAUCGGAGUACGUAAAAAUUUUUCUUAUAAUGUCAAGCAGAUCAGAUCAGGUGAUACAUGAUUCAUUGCAUCCAUUGCUUAUCCGGAAUAAGGGGCCUCGAAAAAUCUUAGCUAUUGCGUCCCUCUUUUUUCCAUUGACCUACUUCUCUUUCCGCUCUUCGACCAGUGCCCAUCAUAGAUUCCUAUAAAUCAACACAUUUUCUGUGGAGUGGUCACAUUCCUUGAGAUCGAAUGCUCGAGUCAACUUCAUUCCAAAGUGGUAAUUCAAAUAAUUACACUUACACAGUUCUCCGGUUAAAAUCAGUUAUUUAACAGAUCGGUAAAAGCGUGUAACUCAUUCAACUUGUAUAAUGAAGCUCCUUAUUUACUGGUGUAUUGCUAACUUUAUCGCUGAUUUUAUUGGAGUCGAGUGUCGAAGUCCUUCGGUGAACAAUCUUUAUCGUAACCGCCCAUCCACAACGAUUUCAUCGCCGACAGAGGAGACAUCACAGCAACAAUUUUCCACGACUACUCCUCCUAGUUUAUCAACUGUUGCCACCGAGAAGAGCAAUGACCAGUUGCUUACUCCACCGGUCACUCAAAGUGCUGCUCCUGCCUCAGUCAAAGUGAUUCCAGCGAUUGUUAUUGCUCCUCUCAAUUCUACAUUCCCCAACAAGACAUUGAGCACACAUUUAAAUUCGACCAAAGUACCAAUCACGGCCGUUCCGAUUAUCGAUUUAACUCCGGGUAUUCGGAUCAACAAGACCGCAAACGUCACAAAUGUAUCCAUCAAGCAGGGAGUGAACAGCCGGUUUCGUCUCAACGUGACUUAUGUCAGUCGUGUGACUGUGACCAGACCGACUAAUGCAUCUCAAAUGUUCCCGAAGCGUCCUCUUCUAUCGCCAACCAUGAGUCGUUACCUGGCAAUAGCGAAGGAAAAGGCUCUUAACAGCACACCAAGUUCAACUUUGCCUGGAGCCGAUAAGCCGACUCACAUCAUCGCAAAACGUGCCAUCACUAUGCCCUUGCUCUCUUUGGACGAUUUUGUUCUUGAUGUUGAUAAUACAUCCUUAUCGUCAAACCAGUUCACAUUUGAUCCUUCGUGAUUACCCAAGAGUCAAUGUAGUUGGCAUUCACCUCAAAGCCAGAAAAUUC